This is a messenger RNA of Amphimedon queenslandica, 345 nucleotides long. Its product is annotated as 60S acidic ribosomal protein P1-like. Gene Ontology annotation, biological process: cytoplasmic translation; translational elongation. Gene Ontology annotation, cellular component: cytosolic large ribosomal subunit; ribosome. Lineage: Eukaryota; Metazoa; Porifera; Demospongiae; Haplosclerida; Niphatidae. Gene Ontology annotation, molecular function: ribonucleoprotein complex binding; protein kinase activator activity; structural constituent of ribosome. The record is from RefSeq and is a predicted model, not a curated record. Bases 1 to 345 code for a protein of 114 amino acids. The transcript is spliced from 4 exons.
AUGUCUAACUCAGAGCUAGCUUGUGUCUACAGCGCCCUCAUCCUUCAUGAUGCUGGACUUGCCAUCACAGCAGAGAAAAUGACCACUCUCAUUAAAGCAGCUGGUGUGUCCUUUGAACCAAUAUGGCCAAAUCUAUUUGCCCGUGCUUUAGAAGGGAAGGAUAUUGGUGCCCUGAUAUGUAACGUAGGGUCAGGUGCUGCUGCUGGAGCUGUUGCUGGUGCCUCUGGUGGUGGUGGAGGUGGUGACGCAGGAGAGGCUCCAGCCGCUGAGGAGAAGAAGGAAGAAAAGAAACAAGAGAGUGAAAGCGAAUCCGAUGAUGACAUGGGAUUUGGGUUGUUUGAUUAG